Molecule: messenger RNA, 1994 nt
Organism: Labeo rohita (rohu)
Lineage: Eukaryota; Metazoa; Chordata; Actinopteri; Cypriniformes; Cyprinidae
Gene: gsc
Product: goosecoid
Exons: 3
Coding region: 151-876 (241 amino acids)
Biological process (GO): regulation of transcription by RNA polymerase II
Cellular component (GO): nucleus
Molecular function (GO): RNA polymerase II cis-regulatory region sequence-specific DNA binding; DNA-binding transcription factor activity, RNA polymerase II-specific
Source: RefSeq, a predicted model, not a curated record
UCUGUUGCGCUCGGCCACUCUUUUCAAAGGGAAAAAACUCUGAGAAUUCGCCUUUUUUCGCGAUUAUGAGGAAAACCUGUGAUUUUUAAAAGGACUACGAGAAUAUUUAAGUACUGUUGGCACAAAGUCUCAAACAUCUUUUCGCUUGUGAUGCCCGCUGGGAUGUUUAGUAUCGACAGCAUCUUGGCAGGGAGACCCAGCUGCAAGGACUCGGUUCUGCUCCAUCGGAAUGCUCCGGUUGUGUUCUCCAACUUGACGGAAUCCUUGUACACAGCAGCUGGCGAUUUUAAUGGACUGUAUACACACACCGGACCUCCCGCUCCUAACUUACAGUCGGUGAAUGGAACCAGAUUAGGCUACAACAACUACUACUAUGGACAACUUCAUGUCCAAGGGCCGACUGGACCAGCUUGCUGUGGCGCAAUACCAACUCUCGGCUCGCAACAGUGCCCGUGUAUUCCAACAGGCUACGACAGCACCGGUUCAGUACUUAUUUCUCCAGUCCCACAUCAGAUGAUGUCGUACAUGAACGUGGGCACCUUGUCCAGAACCGAACUACAGCUACUCAACCAGUUACACUGUCGGCGCAAGAGACGGCACCGAACCAUUUUCACCGAUGAACAACUGGAGGCACUGGAGAACCUUUUCCAAGAAACCAAAUACCCUGAUGUUGGCACACGAGAACAAUUGGCACGAAAGGUGCACCUACGCGAAGAGAAAGUAGAGGUUUGGUUCAAAAACAGACGAGCAAAAUGGAGAAGACAGAAAAGGUCGUCGUCAGAGGAAUCAGAAAACUCACAGAAAUGGAACAAAUCCACGAAAACAACCACAGAGAAAGUCGAGGAGGGCAAAAGUGACGUGGAUUCUGACAGCUGAUAUACAGAAUAUGAGACCGGAAAAUCUUGCACAAAUAUGAUUCGGACUUUAUGUACAUAUUGUAAAGUACCAUGUGAGUAGGAGUAAAAUGUGUUGUCACGCUGUUGCACAGAUGUAUAGUAAAUGUUACCUUUAACAAUGAUAUUGUUAUUUAUAUUAAUUUAAAUUUACACAGACAAAAUAACGUGGAUUCUGGCCAUAGUAAUAUUACCUGAUAUAUACUGAAAACGUUUUUUUAAGUCUUGUCGUAAUAAGAUGUACCUAAAUAAGAUGUUUUGGAAUGGGCUGUAACUGAAGACAUGUACGAUGGCAGGAUAAAUUUUGACAUCGAUUAAAUCAACGUUUAAUGCCGCCUGAAAACAAAAGAACAUAAGCAAAUAUUAAAGUAAUAUCUAAAAAUGUUUGAUUUUUUUUCGUCUUUAUUUAAAAUGUUGCAAAUAUUCUUUAAGAGCAUUUCAAUUAGUCGAAUCCACUUAGGAUUUGAUGAUUAUCAGCAAUUUGUAAUUCAGUUUUAGUAUAUACCGUAAUUAAAUGUUCAUAAAAUGUAGAGAUAUCUCAAGUUGUGAACUCGAGGCUGAGCUAAUUCUCUCUUUAUUCUAUAUUAUCACACUGCAACUUACCAAUAAUAGCUAGCACACACUGCUUGGGAACGAGUUUAUUAGAAAAUUUAGCUUCACAUGAAAAUGUCAGAGGAUGUCUCAUUUGUAUCUCUUUUCGUAAGUUCAAAAGUGAGGUCAUUAGAGCGGAUAAACUGCCUGAAUGGACUGUCCUAAUUCCUCAGUUUCGUCACAUCAGGUCAUGCUGAUCUAAUAAUCACAGGAAUGCCACGAAACCCAGCUAUUCUUUUUUAAUUAACCAAACAGAACCACUUUUCCCCUUUUGGAUAUUUAUAUGCACAUAAAUUAUUCACAUGUAAGCUAUGUGUCUAUCCCUAUUUAUAACUGUGCCGAACAAAAAAGUGUUUAGAAGUAAAAUAUCCAUAUCAAACGCGACAUCUCUGAGGAAAAAACAUGUGUCACGACAUCAUUGGCCACAUUAUCUGUUGUUAUUGUCCUUGCUGUUCAACGAUAAAAUAAUUAGCCUAUUAUAAAUUGUGGUGCAUUAAAUUAAUAAAUAAA